Messenger RNA from Dama dama (fallow deer), 4358 nucleotides. RefSeq names its product protogenin (gene PRTG). Lineage: Eukaryota; Metazoa; Chordata; Mammalia; Artiodactyla; Cervidae. The transcript has 20 exons. The coding region runs from base 1 to 3579 and encodes 1192 amino acids. Gene Ontology annotation, biological process: axon guidance; cell-cell adhesion. Gene Ontology annotation, cellular component: plasma membrane; axon. The record is from RefSeq and is a predicted model, not a curated record. Gene Ontology annotation, molecular function: protein binding.
AUGCACUCCCCCCGCCCCCCCCCCCCCGGCUCCAGAGCGCUAAUACUCAACUCGGCCCCACUCAGAGUAUGGUGCUUUAGCGAACUGGUUUUUAUAAAAGAACCACAGGAUAUAACUGUCACAAGAAAGGAUCCAGUCGUUUUAGAUUGCCAGGCUCAUGGAGAAGUUCCUAUUAAGGUCACUUGGUUGAAAAAUGGAGCAAAAGUGUCUGAAAAUAAGCGGAUCCAGGUUCUGUCCAACGGCUCUUUAUACAUCAGUGAGGUGGAAGGCAAGCGAGGAGAGCAGUAUGAUGAAGGAUUUUAUCAGUGCUUGGCCAUGAACAGACAUGGAGCCAUUCUUAGUCAAAAAGCUCAUCUUACUUUAUCAACUAUUUCUGCAUUUGAAGUUCAGCCAAUUUCUAUUGAGGUCCAAGAAGGUGGAGUUGCUAGAUUUGCAUGCAAGAUUUCAUCAAACCCUCCUGCAGCCAUAACUUGGGAAUUAAAUCGGACAACUCUAUCUGUAACUAUGGACAGUGACAGGAUAACUGCCCUGCCAACAGGAGUACUGCAGAUAUAUGAUGUUGACCAAAGGGAUGCUGGAAAUUACCGUUGUGUUGCUGCUACUGUAGCCCACAGACGUAAAAGUAUGGAGGCCUCUCUCACAGUGAUUCCAGGUAAGGAGUCUAAGUCCUUCCACACACCAACCAUUGUAGCAGGUCCACAAAACAUAACAACAUCCCUUCAUCAGACUGUUGUUUUAGAAUGUGUGGCCACAGGAAAUCCCAAACCAAUCAUUUCUUGGAGCCGUCUUGAUCACAAGUCCAUAGAUGUCUUUAAUACUCGAGUACUUGGAAACGGUAACCUCAUGAUAUCUGACAUCAGGCUGCAACAUGCUGGAGUGUAUGUUUGCCGGGCCACUACCCCAGGCACACGCAACUUUACAGUUGCCAUGGCAACUUUAACUGUAUUGGCUCCUCCUUCAUUUGUCGAAUGGCCAGAAAGUUUAACAAGGCCUCGAGCUGGUACUGCUCGAUUUGUAUGUCAGGCAGAAGGAAUACCCUCACCCAAAAUGUCAUGGUUGAAAAACGGGCGGAAGAUACAUUCAAAUGGUAGAAUUAAAAUGUACAACAGUAAAUUGGUAAUUAACCAGAUUAUUCCUGAAGAUGAUGCUAUUUAUCAGUGCAUGGCUGAGAACAGCCAAGGAUCAAUUUUAUCUAGAGCCAGACUGACUGUAGUAAUGUCAGAAGACAGACCCAGUGCUCCCUAUAACGUGCAUGCUGAAACCAUGUCGAGUUCAGCCAUCCUUUUAGCUUGGGAGAGGCCACUUUACAAUUCAGACAAAGUCAUCGCUUAUUCUGUACACUACAUGAAAGCAGAAGGUUUAAAUAAUGAAGAGUAUCAAGUAGUCAUCGGAAACGACACCACUCAUUAUAUUAUUGAUGACUUGGAACCUGCCAGCAAUUAUACUUUCUACAUUGUGGCAUAUAUGCCAAUGGGGGCCAGUCAGAUGUCCGACCACGUGAUACAGAACACUUUAGAGGAUGUUCCCCUGAGACCUCCUGAAAUUAGUUUGACAAGUCGAAGUCCCACUGAUAUCCUCGUCUCCUGGCUGCCCAUCCCAGCCAAGUACCGGCGGGGCCAGGUGGUCCUCUACCGCCUCUCCUUCCGCCUGAGCACUGACAACUCCGUCCAAGUUCUGGAGCUCCCAGGGACCACUCAUGAGCACCUCUUGGAAGGUCUGAAACCUGAUAGUGUCUACCUGGUGAGGAUUACUGCUGCCACCAGAGUGGGGCUGGGAGAGUCUUCAGUGUGGACCUCACACAGGACUCCCAAAGCUACAAGUGUGAAAGCCCCUAAAUCUCCAGAGUUACAUUUGGAACCUCUGAACUGCACCACCAUUUCUGUGAAGUGGCAGCAAGAUGCUGAGGACACAGCCACCAUUCAAGGCUACAAGCUGUACUACAAGGAGGAGGGGCAGCAGGAGCACGGGCCCAUUUUCUUAGACACCAGUGACCUUCUCUACGCCCUCAGUGGUUUAGACCCGAGAAGAAAGUAUCAUGUGAGACUGCUGGCUUACAACAACAUGGAAGAUGGCUACCAGGCGGAUCAGACAGUUAGUACACCAGGAUGCGUCUCUGUUCGUGAUCGCAUGGUUCCUCCUCCACCACCACCCCACCAUCUCUAUGCAAAGGCUAACACCUCAUCUUCCAUCUUUCUGCAUUGGAGGAGGCCUGCAUUCACCACUGCACAGAUGAUUAACUAUACCAUCCGCUGUAACCCUGUUGGCCUGCAGAAUGCUUCUUUGGUUCUGUACCUUCAAACAUCAGAAACUCACAUGCUGGUUCAAGGUCUAGAACCAAACACCAAAUAUGAAUUUGCUGUUCGACUGCAUGUGGAUCAACUUUCCAGUCCCUGGAGCCCCGUUGUCUACCACUCUACACUUCCGGAAGCACCAGCAGGCCCACCAGUUGGAGUGAAAGUGACGCUGAUAGAGGACGACACUGCUCUGGUUUCAUGGAGACCUCCUGAUGGGCCAGAGACAGUUGUGACACGCUAUACUAUCUUGUACGCAUCCAGGAAGGCCUGGAUUGCAGGGGAGUGGCAGGUCCUCCAUCGAGAAGGAGCAAUAACCAUGGCUCUGCUGGAAAACCUGGUGGCAGGAAAUAUAUACAUUGUCAAGAUAUCUGCAUCCAACGAGGUAGGAGAAGGACCCUUUUCAAAUUCUGUGGAGCUGGCAGUUCUUCCAAAGGAAACUCCUGAGUCAAAUCAGAGGCCCAAGCGUUUAGAUUCUGCUGAUGCCAAAGUUUAUUCAGGAUACUACCAUCUGGACCAAAAAUCAAUGACCGGCAUUGCUGUAGGUGUUGGCAUAGCCUUGACCUGCAUCCUCAUCUGUGGUCUCAUCUUGAUAUACCGAAGUAAAGCCAGGAAAUCAACUGCCUCCAAGACAGCCCAGAAUGGAACUCAGCAGUUACCUCGUAUCAGUGCCUCCCGAGCCAGUGGAAAUGAAGUAGGGAAGAACCUGGAGGGAGCCAUAGAAAAUGGAGAGUCCUUAAUGCCAAUGAUCAUGCCAAAUAGCUUCAUAGAUGCCAAGGGAGGAACUGACCUGAUAAUUAAUAGCUAUGGUCCUAUAAUUAAAAACACCCCUAAGAAAAAAUGGCUCUUUUUCCAAGAUUCUAAGAAGAUAAAAGCUGAGCAGCCUCAAAGAAGAUUUACUCAAGCGGUCUGCCUUUACCAGCCAGGCACUACCAUACUAAUCAGCGAUGAAGACUCCCCCAGCUCCCCAGGUCAGACAGCCAGCUUCCCAAGACCCUUUGGUGUUACAGCUGAUACUGAGCAUUCAGCCAACAGUGAAGGCAGCCACGAAACGGGGGAUUCUGGAAGGUUCUCCCAUGAGUCCAAUGAUGAAAUACACCUGUCCUCAGUUAUCAGUACCAUACCUGUAACCCCCAGUUCCUUCACCGGCAGCAAUUUGGGUGGGGACCCCUCGGUGAGAAAGUGUGAAGAGACUGCAGUGCGGUCGGGUGCUGAGCAAACUUCCUCUUCAGUUUCUCAGCCAGCCCCUGCCAGGCUUUGCUUUGAGAAAAAGGAUUUUCCAAUCUAGACAGCCACAUCCAGGUAUUCUCACCUGUAAGUCUGUUCGAAGGACAAUGAACAGGGAGCCAAAGCCUUUUGUGAAACUCUUGGUAUCUUGGUAUCUUACUGGGUAUCUCACCUUUUUUGAAUGUUUUUUUUUUUAAAUCUUUAAGCUCACGUAUUUUGAAUGUUUCAUUGUCAGCAAUGUGAAAAGACAGUCAAGGUGUUUGACUGGAUUAUAAAAUAUAUCACUGGAGCAAAGGGAAGACUUUUGAAAGCCCCUUUGCUGACUAUCUACCUCAGUUUGCCAGAGGGCAAACUCAGAAGACAACUUUGUUACCUCAUUCGUUGUGAUAGUUGAUCUCAGCUACAUAAACGAUGAUACUUCCUAGUAGCGUUUUGUUUUCAGUUGCUGUAUGUGUCAUGUGUGUGAUCCAAGGAGUCAUAUAGGUAGGUGAGUAAGAAUGUUUAUCUGAAGCUCUGAGUUAAAACAAUAACAACAAACUAUGACCUCUGCAUGGUUUGGAUCAUUUAACACCUCUAGCUGUGAGGACUGAAACCACUGAGAAAAGUGGGCUGUUUGACUUUAUUGAAUGACCAGCACACAAAAAAAGUGUAUCUCUUCUGAGAAUAGAACUGUUCAGUAGCAUACAAGGAACCCUCUUGUAUCAAGGGCUUCUGUGCUGUGGGCAUUGGAGUCGGAAUGCUUUAUCUGCUGUGUCCCACACCUCAGCCUGCCUGGAAGCCGUGCCUUUUCAACCUGUUUCUUUGCCUGACGGUUGGCCAAAGUCUGCACUGUCUUAGUUU